This is a messenger RNA of Pantherophis guttatus, 7104 nucleotides long. RefSeq names its product proton channel OTOP1-like. Gene Ontology annotation, biological process: proton transmembrane transport. Lineage: Eukaryota; Metazoa; Chordata; Lepidosauria; Squamata; Colubridae. Gene Ontology annotation, cellular component: membrane. Gene Ontology annotation, molecular function: proton channel activity. The record is from RefSeq and is a predicted model, not a curated record.
CUGUGUCAGUGAAUGUCUAGUUCCCAAACAGUAAUAAUCUGCAUUUGUUUCUACGUAUUUUGAGUCUCUGGAGAAAUAACCAAUAAUUCUGAGGUAAUAAUAAGGGCCAUUUCCAACCUUCCUUAAGAGAGCAAGGUGAUUUAAGAUUAUUGGUCAUUUUAAUUAUUUUGCAGAGCUUUUUUUUUCUUAUUUAGUCCUAUUCCCUCUAUUUAUCAGUCCCUAUAGCACUCCUAUCCAGCUGUACACAGUCCUUGUGUACCAUACCUUUCAUUUUUUUUGUCCUAGGUGAACUUGCUGUGGAGUUUACUUCCUUGUAUAUAAACUGUAAAUGAGAAAAAUACAUAUAACAAAAGAGUAUGAAUGGGAAUGGAAUCAGAUUAGAGUUGACUGUGGUACAUGAGAAAGGCAGUGAAGGCAGGCAGAGACAAUCCAUGGGAGAAAGUGCCAUUUUCACUGCUAAAAUAUAAUGCCCUCCAACUGUUUGUGUUCCUGCAGCUCUAAUUCUUUUUACGAGUGUAAUUUUACAGCAUUUGAAAAGAAUACAUAUACAUACAUAUACACGCAUGCUGAGACACACACAUACACACCCCUAAUUGUUGGGAUCAGAUCAGGAAAAAGUGAAAUAAAACAGCAUUUUCACAACCACAUUAAUUGAAAUUAAGCUUGGAAUGGGGUUUGAUGGCAGAAGCAACUGUAGUUUAAAUCACAUACAGUACCUAGAUACAUUGUAGAAUGAAGCCCUGGUCAAGAGAACUUGAUGCUUAGGCAAUAAUAUUCUUUGCUGAUGAAGAAAUAUAUUUUCUUUGGAAAUGUAUAUUAAGUAACAUGAGGGACAAAUUAUUUUUAUCCUUAUGUACACAAGCACCGUGAGGGAAUUUAAGUUGCACAGCAGGAGGAAUAGGCAAAUGGAAAGUGCCUGGUGACUUUGGAGGCAAACAAGACAGACACCAGAAACCAGACAGUUGUUUUCUUAGUAUGAGGGAAGUCAAAAAUGACUACAAUAAAGGACAUUGUUUAUGUUAAAUGUUGCUGGCAUCCAUAGAAAGGGUGGGCUUGAUGUCUCCUUAGAAGACAAGUGUGUAGAGGCCGCUGGUCAGCACAUAGUAAGCACCCCAUGUUGGUAUCAGAUUCCUGCUGUAAAGGUCAUGCUAUAAUUUAGACUGCUUUUGUAAUUCUUAUGUAUUGUUCCAGAGGGUAUAGGGCUUGUCUGCGUUCCCAGUGAUUGCUGUAGAUGUGCGUGGCAAUAAAAGAGACUUUGUGCAUCUGUCUCCAUACUUCCUCAUUCCUUACUUAAGUGGGCAACUUCCCACAACAGUUGUAUAUAAAACAAACUUGGGUUAAGUAGAGAUUGAAGGAUAUAUUUGCAUGUCACAUCAUGGGGUUAUUUCACUUAAAUAGCUGGGAUGGGACAGGAGAGGGUCUGUAAUGGUUUAAGGCUUUCUCCUCUUCCUGUUUCAGUGAAGUUUGUUUUGGAAUGGAAGCUGUAAUUGUAGAAGAAGCUUAAUUCUGAUUAAAUAUAUUCAAACAAUUCAAAUGCUUUAUUUAGAAAUUAUUUUGUAUUAACAUUCUAUAAACAUUAUAAAAUACUAGAGCCCAAGUUGUAGGUUGUACUUAGACUUCAUUGUUUUAAUUUAAUGGAAAAAAAGAAAAGAAUUUAAAACUUUCAGAUACUGAUUUGGGCUGCUCAAAGAUGCUUCAGACACAAUUUCUGGGGAUACUGAAUGUACAUUUUGGCCAUUGGCUUGUUUUUGUAAUUCAUAGGUAUUCAGCUCCUGCUAGUUUCCCCAUAGCAUAAAUAUCCAUCUGCAACAAAUGCAGAAAUGGUAGCACAAAAAUCUGCCAUUUAUGCUUGGAAGUUUAUAGAUGGGCACUGAGUCAGCACCAAUCAAAUAUCUAUUGAAUGACCAAUGUAUAUUAUACUGUAUGUUUUAUAUGUACAUUAAACUAUAUAUACAUAAGGUAAGGACUCCUUAAAGUCAGACUUCAUGCUUGGUGAAUAUGAAGGCACAUUCAUGUUAUUUUCUUGGUGACUAUUCAGUAAACAUUUGCAAUGGACUUCUAGUUGUAAUUUUAUUCCUUCCCAGUCUAUCCUUAAACCUCUGGAUUUCCUGAUGGUCUGUCAUCCAAAUAGUAAUCCCCCAAGACUUUAUUUAGUUGGUUUUUUUAGAUCAGCCAAGGUCAGCAAGUUACUAAUUUUUAAGCUAGGAAACCAACAUGCAUAACAUGUGAUAAAAAGCACAGUGUUUUGUAUUAUAUUUGUUUGGUAUAAGGAGGCACAGGUAAUCCUCGAGUUACAACUGCAAUUAAGCCGCCCAUUAUGAUCAUAAACAGGAUAGUCAUAAAUUGGGUCACCUAUAUGACCAACCUGAUUUUACAAACUUUUUUAUGGCAGUCAUUAAUUGAAUGCCAUGGUCAUAAAACAAACCCAUUGUUCAUGAUGGGCCAGAUUUGCUGAAAACAACUAAAUGCCAGGUUUUAGCAAAACUGUCAUAAAAAGUAACUGUAGGAUGCUGAAAACAGCUGUAAAGAUCAGCCUGUUGAAGAGCACCUGGACUGUGGUCAUGUGACCACAAGUAGGACUGUUGAAACUGAGUCAUAAAUAUCCCCAGGCAGGUCCAUGAUAACUCUAAAUGGUUGCUAAGUAACCAGUCAUAAACUGAGGAUUAUGGUACUUGUAUAGUUAUGCUAAAUCUUCUGAUUUGUUUGUCACUCCAGUCAUACUUUUGGAAACUGAGGUCUACAUUGCCACCUUGCAACCAUCCACCAAAGAAACCCUGUUUAGUCAUGGCAUCCACAGCAGCAUUCAGUUCUCUGCUGUCCCUGCUCUAUCUGGCGUUGCUAACAUUUGUGGGCAGUGCUGUGCUCCUUGCUGAGAUGCAUCACCAGAGCUUGCCAAGCCUCACAGUACAUGCUUUUCUGGCAUUGCUCAUGAGUUCUUCCUGUCUCUGGAUGCUCUGGUUUGGCUGGCACUCCAUGAACUACAAGCAGCUGAAAAUGCACCAGGAUCACCAAGCAGGAGCAACCUGGCUUAAAGGUGGUCUGUCCCUCUUUGCAUUGGCCACAUUGGUUUUGGAUUGCCUCUCCAUGGGCUAUUACCAUGAACUGCAGCACUGUAUUCCCAUGCUAAUCACUGCUUUCCCUGUUAUGCAAGCUGUCUUUACCAUCACCCAGGUGUCUUUGCUAUUAUUUAAUGCUAAAGUUCGUAUUCAGGCUCACCAACCUUUGAACAGGUUUGGACUGAUGCACACACUGGCUACCAAUGUGCUCCUAUGGAUGAGUGCGGUGCUGGAUGAAUCGAUGAAACAACUUGAGGAAUUUUAUGAUGCUCACAAGGGAACAAGUACACAGGCUUUCCAUGGUGGUUCCUACACCAACAGCUGCAGCUGUACAACCAGUCUUUGCCAGAACUUCUCAGAAGGUGCUGCCUAUCUACAUCCCUUCAAUAUUGAGUUCAGUCUAUUCUCUUCUGCAAUGCUGUACAUCAUUUGGAAGAACACUGGGCGGGAAGUCUCUCCCCAGAAAUCCCAUCUCACUCAUAAGGCACAUUUUAACAUGAGUGGGACUUUCACUGGACUAGUAUUAGGGGCCUUGACCAUUUCAGCAACCAUUGGAAUAAUGAUCUCAUUUGGAGUACUUGCCAAGACUCCUGAAACAAUUUCCAGAGCUCUGCAUACAUACUACAUUUUCAACUCUGUGUUGUUAUUUGCCAUGUUUUUGGCAACUUUGAUGGGCAUCAUUACCUAUUGGAUGAAGAAAAAAUCUGCCACUGGAUAUUCUAAGAGUGUGGUAAGAAGGUUAGAUGUGACCUUGCUUUUGGGAAGCUCUUGUGGACCCCUCAUGAUAUCAAUCUUCUCUUUGGUUGCCAUAUUUUUUAUUCAUGCCAAUGGUAGCCUCCAUCUUCUGGAUUUCUGCUUCUCCUUCUGUAAGACUAUCCAGAUCUUAGGUCAGAAUCUGUUUAUUACUGAAGCCUUGUACUCUAGUCUCUCUCAUGAACCAAAUGCAGAAGACAACACUGGCUGUAUUAGUAAUAGCUGGGUCUUUUCCAUUUCUGGAGGUCCCCAACAGGACAUUAAUGGACCUUUCUCCAAAGGCCUCUUCCUGACCAACUUCAUAUCCAGUUUGGAGAAUCAGUCAUCAAGAAACCUACCAGAUUAUGGAAGUGACCAGUCUCUUUUCCAGAGUUCCCACAUCAGAGGAGAACAGAGGGGACCCAGUACCAGGAGGAAGAUUUUACAAAAUAUUUCAAUUCUCCUUAUCUUUUAUAACAUAUCGAUGUGGAUUCUGUAUACCUAUGGAACACGCCCAUACCUUGUGAGCCAGAUUGAACAGUCUUUCUAUGGCUUUACUCUCUGGGCCAUUGUGGUCAAUAUUUCCCUGCCAUUGGGCAUAUUUUAUCGCAUGCAUUCAGUGGCCAGUCUCUUUGAAGUCUACUGCAAGACCUGCUGAGAGAGAGCAUACCAGCUUUGAGAAUAAUAAAUGCCUAAAUUACCUUAUGAGGAUGAUACUAAAAGUGGAUAUGUGAAGGAAAAUAGCUAUUAUUUAUCUGAUCAUGCCCUGUAAAUCAAACACAUCAUAAUUCCUCUUACCUAUACAUAUAUAAUAGUAUAUUACUAUCAUCAACACCAUCAGCAUAUAAUUUAUGGAGAUAGAUUAUCAGAUAUAUUUUCUGGAGAAACCAAAACUAAAUCAAUUGACCCAAAAUGACUCAUAAACCAUUUUUCAUAAGUCUCUGUAUAAUCAGAUGGGAAGUCCAGACACAAAUUGGUUCCAAAUAAAUACUUGAAGAAAAAAAUAUUAGAAUUGAUGACCUUUUCUGUACAAGGGGUUAGAAAGAUGUUCAACUACAGAGUCCCUCUUCAAAAGCUUGUAAUCUAAGAAAAUUACAAAAUAUCCCUAGGUAUUCCUAAUGACAGAAAUCAUGGGGUAAAUAGUAUGAGGAAUUUCUAAAGGAACUGAAUUUAAAGAAAAGUUUGCUCUGAAUUAUAAAGUGAUUAUCUCUCUAUUAUUACUCUCUAGUCAGACUGGUGUCAAAGAAGAGACAUUGAUAAAUAUUUGGCUGUCAAAGUAUUAGGAACAGACUGUUCUCUCAUAGCUGAAUCUGAAAAUUGGGAUAACUGAAGCAAGUGGAACUUACAACUAUUCAGUUGGCUUCUUAACUGAAUGUACUUAUUCUACCAUCCUCAGUUAAGUUCCACCUGAUAAUUCCACCUUUCCCAUUUAAUUGCAAGACAAAUUCCGGGAAAAGUCUAAUUUCUUUCUGCAUCCCCUAUGUUCCACCUGAUAAAAACCAUCUUUCCCAUUUAGCUGCAUAUGCUUUACGGACCUUAAUAUAGAAGGAACAAAAAGGUGUUAAUUAUUUUAAUAAAUUUAUAUGUUUUAAUGACUUUGUUACACCAAUGUGUCACUUGCUAAAACAUAAUCACAUUUUAAUCUUUUGUAAUUAACCCCUUUGCUAAUGAAAGUAUAAAUAUAAUACAUAAAUCAUCAAAGUGCUCAAGAUUCAUAUAGCACUUCCAGUAAGAUUUAAUAGUAUCUUUUAAAAAAUCUAGCAAUUAAUAAGCAAAAUCUAUUUUUCAUAUUAAAACAUAAGCAUCAGUUCAAAACUUUAAAAACAAUAUUUUGAUGAUUGGUUUCAAUUUCUAUAGAUAUUCAGGUUACUACCUAAAGUGCUCCUAUUUUUCUCUGUUAAAUUCCCAAUCCCAUAUUUUACUCCUCCACUGAGUUGUUUUUUUUCUACCAACAACUAAUGCAAUGAGGAAAUACUGUGAAUAAUUGACAGAUAGUCUAACCUAUGAGGGCCUUUGUUCCUAGUUGGAGUAACCAAUCCAUGUGAUGUAGUGGGAGGUACCUGUUGCAAACGCUAGUUCUGCAGGUAUUGGUGUGUUUUUCCCAAGUAAGGAAGUUUGCUGAGCAACGUGGAAACAGGUAAGGCAUUUUUAAAGGGUUAGAUUAGACAUUUUAAGGGUCUAUCUUUACCUUUCUGUCUCUUAAUUAUUUUCAAAUUCUUUUUGUGUUAAGUAAGGAUGAACUGUAGUUUUAACAAGACAACAAGUUUAAAAAAAAAAGGCUUACCUGAACAAGGUAGAGCAUAAUUUAAUCCAAGUGGUUUAGAGGUUCUGUCCAAGGUCCUGAAAAUUCUUGCUCCUCUCGAGCAACAGGAGCAGAAUAGAGUAUUCUUGGAAAAAUAUCUAAUAGUGGCCUUGUAUUAGAUGUAACGUGCUCCGUAUCUCGUCUUCUCCCAUAGUUGUCUGUAAGUUCCCCACCCUUGUGCUGUGUCUCUAAUGGAAGGAUGAAAUCACUUAUUUAUUAGGGUCAGGUCACUGAGCAAGCAGGCUGUUUCCAGAUAAUGUGCAAGCAAAGAGGCUGUUGUGGAGGAAGGGGAGGGGAAUGGGCCUAGUAUAUCAUUCAUGCUGAAGAGCCUGGAAAAUCCCUUCUCUCUUUCCUAUGUGAGAUUACGUAUCAGAAGGGAGAACUCUCCUGGUUCUUAGACAUAACAAUGCCCUCAAUUCUGCUGUCUAUAAGCAAAAUGCAUGUAUUAUUGAGAGUACAAUAGAGCUUGUAAUUAAUGAAAAGAAAAUGUUACAUAUUAAGAGCAAAAUAUUUUGCUGUGAUAUGUUUACAUUCUGGUUCAAGUUCUAAGCAAGUGUUGCUUAAUGAUAUGGGACGCUAGAUGUUUCAGAGAUUGCAACAGAGUCAAAUAGAAGAACUGAAUGAGUUUUAAAUUCAAAUCCAGCUUGAUGUCCAGCUAUGAAAUAAUCUUUCAGUGUAACUUAAAGUGACAUUUUGAUGAGGUUCUCACUGUUUACUGUUUAAUAUCUAUUUGUCUCUACCUGUACUUCACACUACCUGCACUUCACAUCUUCCUGUUUUGAGAACUGUUUAUGCCUGCCAUAAGAUGUGUGAAAGUGCCUGUUUUAGUUAUUCCUGUUUGAAAGUGCCUGUUUUAGUUAUUCCUACUCAUUUAAUUUAUAAUAAGUGGGGAACAAAGUGGUACAUGUUUAAGUAUAAGAAAGUAUAAACCUACAAACAAAAAUGAUUUCCUGAUUUCUAGUCUCUGAUUAUUUUCUGAAAAAUAAUAUCAGAAUAAAUUUUAAAAGAAUUGUU